AGUUCUGAAACACCCUGCAUAGAAAUAUGGUGAUAAACAACGGCGGCACCUCGGCGGGGGUAUGUUAACAACAUAAAAAAACGACCAGCCUAGGUAGUUUUUAGUGUGUUCAUCCCACGCUCGCUAUGACCGCUGUUAGUUGACGUUUAAGCAACACGUACAGCACAAAACGAGUUCACAAGGAGUGUGCAACAUCUUGUGCUAAGUGAACAUCUUAUAGAAAAACCUACGAAAUGUAAAAAAAACGACAAAAUGUUACUUUUCAAGAUACGUAGUACCCGUGCCGCUCUCAGAAAUGAGGAAUACAAUUCCUCGAUAGAUAAGUGAACCACGCCCAUUUUCACUCAGUUCAAGAAUUGAGCCCCAAACAGAUUGCCACGAAAUGAGAUUCCCUUCUCAAAUGCGUCUCUGGACGCCACAGGUUCAUGACACCACAGAUUAUAACACCGGUGAAUAGCUGGUUGCCUGAAAACUUUAAAACUGUGUUCCAUGGACAUUGAGGUACAAAAAGAGUUCAAGGAAUAAUUAUUGAAUUUAUAAUACAGGCCUAGAUUGAAUCGGAAAUUACAAACUGUGCUCAAAACGUUAUUUAUGACCGAAUUUUUCUGUUGAGUAUUUACCUAAUGAAGUGCUGAAUUAGCAGGUACAUGGAAAAGCCUGUGCAACCUUUUAAACGGAACCAACAACUGUCAGAUUGAGCUGUCACUCGCCAACUGAUUCACAGGGCGUUGUUUGCAAUUUUGUAUUUACAAUUUUCACAUAAAUAAAUAAAACCGUUGUUCAGCAGUUUACGCACUUCUCUGCCAAUUUUUACGUCUAUUAACCCCAAAAAUGAGGGACGAAGAGAAAAACAACUAUCCAAAAGCAUCAAAUUAUUUGGUAAAUGGGGCGCUCUUGACCUACAUUGCAGGGAUGUUUCUAAUUAUUGCCUUCUGCAGCCCUUAUUGGGUCAAGUCUUUCGAUGAAACCUUCUCGCAGUUCAAAAACAUGGGCCUGUGGGAGUACUGUUUUGAGCAAUUCCGAUAUCCGUAUUAUCAGUUUGACCACCCCUUUGAUGGUUGUCACCACGUUUUCAGCCAGGAAUAUUAUGUCAUCAGGGAAUGGUUGUUACCAGCUUGGUUGAUGACAGUCCAGGCUUUUGUAACAAUGUCCUUUCUACUGAGCUUUGGAUCCCAAGUAGUUAUGGCACUUCAGCUAUGCAGGUGGCCUUUGGAUUUUGUCUUGCAGUAUGAAUGGAUUUUGUCUGCUAUUAACUUUAUAUGUGUUACUACUACAACUGUCUUCAUGUUCCUGGCAGUGGCGAUAUUCGGUGGUUCCCACACCCGCCGUGAUUGGUUGAUGUACCCUAACUUCAAUUAUCUGUGUUGGUCAUAUGGUUUGGCCUGUAUUUCUUUCUUUUUCCAUGGUUUUGCAUCAGUCUUCCUUUACAAGGAAGCUCGUUUGAGUUAUGAGCGCAGGAAGGAGUCCAAAAAUCUGGUCAUGCAGAUGCACCCCAAUCCUCAGCAUCGCUUGGGAUGGUAGAUAGACGAGAAUAGGCUUAAAGGAGCCGAAAUGAUUCCCUGAUUCUUGGAAAUAGAUCUGACCUGAACCAUAUAAUUUUAUAGCAAACAGCCCACAUCCAUCCAAUUGAAAGUUGAACGAUCAUGAUAGUUUUAGGUAAACAACUUGUUAUCAAAUAUUUGUCCAGUAAAACAUAUUAUGUCACUAUAGAGGGAAGUAUGUGUUCUCAUCCGCCACAUAUCUUGCUUUAGGUAUUGUUGCAAAUUGGAUAUGCUGGCACUUUCUCAAAUUAGGUAUCUGUCAUGAUGACUGUUUAUUAUUUCACAAAUUGUUCUGUGGCUUUUGUAAACCUUGUUUCACACACGAGAACUACUGAUUGUUAUAUUGACAAUCUAGAGCAUAUUUCGUCUACUGCUCUGUUUGAGAAGCAAUCGUUUUCCAGCAUUCUCUGGAAUUGUUGAGGAAGAUGGCUGUCAAUUGCAAAGCAGAGGAGGGGGCAGCCCACAAGGGGCUCUGCCCACUUUGACAAAGAAUGAUCUACUAGAGCAUCAAUUAAUUUUUGAUAGUGUGAAUCAUAAUUUAAUAGUAGUAACUUCAAAUUGCUUUUAAUUACAAUUUGUAGAUAUUAAAUGCGGGCUUAUUUUGAAAUGACUACCAAAUAGCUAGAAAAAGUUAGCCAAAAAAAUUUUGAGUUAGCCUCAAAAUAACGUCCGCUUUUACUCUAUGUCAACAAUAAAUCUGAUACUUGAUACAUAUCACUAUCGCGUACCGCAUUUUAAGAGUCCAUUUAUUUUUCUAUGGGUGUUUGAUUUGGAAAUGUGAUGUCAUAAUACUGUGGGAGCAAGUUAUAUUUUUGUAGUGUCAUUUAAUCUUCAAUUAUCCAUUUUAAAGUUUCUAUACUGUUAUUACAGAUUAUUUCUUUUCGUAAAAAUGUGAACAUUUGACAUAAUCAUUAUGUACUUUCAUGAAGCAUUAUAUAUGAUGGCCUUAUAAUUAUUGUAUUUUUAUAGUUAUAGAUUUUGCAUUGUGCCUAUGGUAAUUAAUUUUAAACGAAAAUUGGAUUAUUUUCGGAGAUCUGCAAUUUAGUAUUAUUAGCAAAUUUUUGUAUGGUUGAUUUGUAUUGUUACAAGCAUUGUGCCUCUGUUAUAAUAUUAGUAUUAAUUUGUUUAUACUUAUGUUAUAUUUUGGUGGAAAACCCCGUUAUUGCAUGCUGAAGGUAUUUUUAUACAUUUCUAGUGUAACUAGAGCGCUAAGUCCGUCCACAUAUAUUUGACUGUUUUUCGCACUAAUACAAUUUUUUAAUAUAUGUGCUUAAAGUCA
Acanthoscelides obtectus is the source of this 2820-nucleotide messenger RNA. Lineage: Eukaryota; Metazoa; Arthropoda; Insecta; Coleoptera; Chrysomelidae. The record is from the annotation of a GenBank genome assembly.